This is a messenger RNA of Prorocentrum cordatum, 2106 nucleotides long. NCBI's taxonomy places the organism in Eukaryota, Dinophyceae, Prorocentrales, Prorocentraceae. The record is from the annotation of a GenBank genome assembly.
CCGCCCAGCGCCCGCCGGCCGAGGGGCCCAUGAAGGACGGCGGAGCGCCCGACCAGGGCGCGGGCGCGCAGGCGCCCCAGGCGAGCAUCCUCGCGCGGCUGCUCUCGUGCGACGCCGUGGCGGACGAUGGCGACCUCUUGGAGCGCAUCCGGCGCCUUGGCGAGACGUACGAGGAGGCGGCCCAGAUGCUGGAGGCUGCGGCGUCGGGCCCCGACAACCAGGGCCACGCCGGCCAGGCGGGCACCCACCGCGCCCGCGCGAGGCUCUACGCGCAGGUAGGCCGGCUGCUCGGCAGGCCGCCGAUGUGCGCAGAGCUCACCCCAGAGGAGCGGCGGGCGGCGGAGGCGCUGCGGAGCCGGCGCCGCGGCGGCGGCGGCGGCGAGCGCCCCGCGGCGCCGGAGUGCUUCGACAUUUCCGCCGGAGACGGUGACAAGGCGCCAGUACGCUUCGACAAGGCCGCCGCCGAAGGCGUCGCCGCGGAGGCAGCGCGGGUGUUCUCCGAGGGCUUGGGAGCUCUGGUUGCGGACGCGGCAGCGCGUGCGUCGACGGACGCGGCCUCCGUGGCGCACGAGCGCGCGAGAUUGCAGCGCGAGGCUGCGGCGCUGGCGGACGAGUGGACUCGCCUGCGGGACACGGGCGUAAGACGAGCGCCGGGGCCUCGGCUCGGCCGAGCGGGCCCCGGGCGCCCGCCCGGGGGCGGAGGCGGGCGCUCCCGGCAGCCCACCCGCGCUGGCGCUGGCACCCGAGGCGGGAGGCUCGCCCUCGUCGCACAGCGGCAGGCUCGACAUGCAGCUGUCGCCCGAGAGCAUGGCGUCCCUCGGGGGCGCGACCCCGGGCACGUCGGGCCGCUCGACGCCGGCACGCCCGCACAUGGACUCCUCGAAUAUGAAUUCCGAGGCUUCCUCGUGCAGUGGGGAGGAUAUGAGCGAGCUGAACCCUGUGGCGUGGAUCAACCUGCUGACCCCGCGCUACUCUGUGCGACGCCUGAACUCCGCCUUCGAGCAGUGCGUCGACACCAGGGGCGAGCUCCUCCUCGCCAUGCGGCCCUCCCAGCAAGAGGAGUUCGUAAGCUGGGCGCAGGAGGUUCGCAUCUGGGCCCCUAUCAUACCUUGCUUUCUGCCAGGAGGGAUCGGGCUCUGCACACCGGGAGUACCACAGCCGGCUUCAGUUCCGGCGCCCCCGCACCGCGGAGGAGGGCCACGCCGGCUCGGCGCGCCCGGUGCGGAGGAAGCGGACGAUUUCGGCCACCGCGAGGCUCGACCGGACGCCACUGCCCGACCGGCAGGAGCACGAACACGGAGUCGUGCGGCUCGUCUUGCAGGAACUCCAGCCGGGCAGAGGGGCGGCCCGCACGUCGACGAGGCAGCCGCGCUGCGGGACGCCGCAGGCCAUUGCCGAGGCCGCCAGCGGGCGGCUGCAGGGCCGACAGCCCUCGCCGGCAGCCGCGGGCAUCCGCGCGCGGCCCGGGGCCAGCACUGGCGGCUGCGAGCUCUCGCCCACGCCCGCGGGCCCCUCCGAGCGCCCCGUCCUCCCCGAGGCCUCCCCUCGGCGCCUCGUGCUCUAGGAGGCGGGUGGCGCGGCCCUGCGGCGGCCCUCGGGCGCGGGGGGCGCCGGCGACCUCCGCAGCACCAGAGGUGUCCUCCUUUCUUGACGGGGGCCUUCGUCAGAGGCCCCCGCUUCCCGGAGAAGGCCAUGGGCGCUGCGGCGCUGCGCGCCGACCCCCGCAGCUGGGGCUUGCUUGUGCUGUGUAGCGGCGCUCGUUCGCCCCGUUUUCUUUGGAGAGGCCCCGUGCCUUCUGAGAAGCCUGGCUCCCAACCCUCGUGGGCCGCGCCGCCAGUUUCACUGAGCCUGCAUCGCCUGGUCUCGCGGCGCCAGCGCUGAGGCUCGGGUGGCGGGGCUCAAGAGGCGCAGGGGCCAGCCCUCGCCUGCUAGGGAGAGGCCCCCCCCCGACCCGACAUCCGACGCCCAGAGAAUCUUUCCUUGUUCUCCAUAUCCUGAUGCCUGCUUCACGUGCUCCGCCACCUGGCGUGGCAGCGCGUGCGAGAUGCUUGAAGGCUGUUCUCUCUCCGUCCUCCGUCGUUCCACGUUCCUUCUUUUGCAGGUGCU